UGCGUCGAGCUCGCCGCGGACCCAAGAUGGCGGCGUGUGGACGUGUACGAAGGAUGUUCCGCUUGUCGGCGGCGCUGCAGCUGCUGCUGCUCGCGGCUGCCGGGGCCGACAAACUCCCGGGUCAGGGCGGCCACAUCCAGGGCCAGGGCCCCGGGGCCAACUUUCUGCCCCUCGUAGGGCAGCCUGGAGGCGGCGGGCCGGCGGGUCAGCCGCUGCUUCAGCUGCCUCAGUCAUCUCAGUUCCAGCAGCAGCAGCAGCAACAGCAACAACAGCAGCAGCAGCAGCAACAGCAGCAGCAGCAGCAGCAGCAACAACCGCCUCAGCAGCAGCAGCCGCCUUUCCCGGCGGGUGGGCCUUCGGCCCGGCGGGGCGGAGCAGGGCCUGGCGGAGCGGGAGGAGGCUGGAAGCUGGCGGAGGAAGAGUCCUGCAGGGAGGACGUGACCCGUGUGUGUCCCAAGCACACCUGGAGCAACAACCUGGCGGUGCUCGAGUGCCUGCAGGACGUGAGGGAGCCUGAAAAUGAAAUUUCUUCAGAUUGCAAUCAUUUGUUGUGGAAUUAUAAGCUGAAUCUAACUACAGAUCCCAAAUUUGAAUCUGUGGCCAGAGAGGUUUGCAAAUCUACCAUAUCAGAGAUCAAAGAGUGUGCUGAUGAACCAGUUGGAAAAGGUUACUUGGUUUCCUGCUUGGUGGAUCACCGAGGCAACAUCACUGAGUACCAGUGUCACCAGUAUAUCACCAAGAUGACAGCCAUCAUUUUCAGUGAUUACCGUCUAAUCUGUGGCUUCAUGGAUGACUGUAAAAAUGAUAUCAACAUUCUGAAAUGUGGCAGCAUUCGGCUUGGAGAAAAGGACGCACAUUCACAGGGUGAGGUGGUAUCAUGCUUGGAGAAAGGCCUGGUGAAGGAAGCAGAAGAAAAAGAUCCCAAGAUUCAAGUCUCUGAACUCUGCAAGAAAGCCAUUCUCCGGGUGGCUGAACUGUCCUCAGAUGACUUUCACUUAGACCGACAUUUAUAUUUUGCCUGCCGAGAUGAUCGGGAGCGUUUUUGUGAAAAUACACAAGCUGGUGAAGGUAGAGUAUAUAAGUGCCUCUUUAACCAUAAAUUUGAAGAAUCCAUGAGUGAAAAAUGUCGAGAAGCACUAACAACCCGCCAAAAACUGAUAGCCCAGGAUUAUAAAGUCAGUUAUUCAUUGGCCAAAUCCUGUAAGAGUGACUUGAAGAAAUACCGGUGCAAUGUGGAAAACCUUCCCCGGUCUCGGGAAGCCAGACUCUCCUACCUUCUGAUGUGUCUGGAGUCAGCUGUGCAUAGAGGGCGACAAGUGAGCAGUGAGUGCCAGGGAGAGAUGUUAGAUUACCGACGCAUGUUGAUGGAAGACUUUUCUUUGAGCCCUGAGAUCAUCCUGAGCUGUCGGGGGGAGAUUGAACACCAUUGUUCUGGAUUACAUCGAAAAGGCCGAACCCUUCAUUGUCUGAUGAAAGUAGUUCGGGGGGAGAAAGGGAACCUUGGAAUGAACUGCCAGCAAGCGCUUCAAACACUGAUUCAGGAGACUGACCCUGGUGCAGAUUACCGCAUUGAUAGAGCUUUGAAUGAAGCUUGUGAAUCUGUAAUACAGACAGCCUGCAAACACAUAAGAUCCGGAGACCCAAUGAUCCUCUCAUGUCUGAUGGAACAUUUAUACACAGAGAAAAUGGUGGAAGAUUGUGAACACCGUCUCUUAGAGCUGCAGUAUUUCAUCUCUCGUGAUUGGAAGCUAGACCCUGUCUUAUACCGCAAAUGCCAGGGAGAUGCAUCUCGUCUUUGCCACACCCAUGGAUGGAAUGAAACCAGUGAACUCAUGCCACCGGGAGCUGUGUUCUCUUGCUUAUACAGACACGCCUACCGCACUGAGGAACAGGGCAGGAGGCUCUCCCGGGAGUGUCGAGCUGAGGUCCAGAGGAUCCUGCACCAGCGGGCCAUGGAUGUGAAGCUGGAUCCUGCCCUCCAAGAUAAGUGCCUGAUUGAUCUGGGGAAGUGGUGCAGCGAGAAAACAGAGACUGGACAGGAGCUUGAGUGCCUCCAGGAUCAUCUUGAUGACUUGGCUGUAGAGUGCAGAGACAUAGUCGGCAACCUCACCGAGUUAGAGUCCGAGGAUAUUCAAAUAGAAGCCUUGCUGAUGAGAGCCUGCGAACCCAUAAUUCAGAACUUCUGCCACGAUGUAGCAGAUAACCAGAUAGACUCUGGGGACCUGAUGGAGUGUCUGAUACAGAACAAACACCAGAAGGAUAUGAAUGAGAAGUGCGCCAUUGGAGUCACCCACUUCCAGCUGGUGCAGAUGAAGGAUUUUCGGUUCUCUUACAAGUUUAAGAUGGCCUGCAAGGAAGAUGUGUUGAAACUUUGCCCCAACAUAAAGAAGAAGGUGGACGUGGUGAUCUGCCUGAGCACCACCGUGCGCAAUGACACUCUCCAGGAAGUCAAGGAACACAGGGUGUCCCUGAAGUGCCGCAAGCAGCUGCGGGUGGAGGAGCUGGAGAUGACAGAGGACAUCCGUCUGGAACCAGAUCUGUAUGAAGCCUGCAAGAGUGACAUCAAGAACCACUGUUCCACCGUGCAAUACGGCAAUGCUCAGAUUAUUGAAUGUCUGAAAGAAAACAAAAAACAGCUGACUGCCCGUUGCCACCAGAAAGUUUUUAAGCUGCAGGAGACAGAGAUGAUGGACCCAGAGCUAGACUAUACACUUAUGAGAGUCUGCAAGCAGAUGAUAAAGAGAUUCUGUCCAGAAGCAGAUUCCAAAACUAUGUUGCAAUGCUUGAAGCAGAAUAAAAACAGUGAAUUGAUGGAUCCCAAAUGCAAACAGAUGAUAACCAAGCGCCAGAUCACCCAGAACACAGAUUACCGCUUAAACCCUGUGCUAAGGAAAGCCUGUAAAGCUGACAUUCCUAAAUUCUGUCAUGGUAUCCUAUCCAAGGCCAAGGAUGAUGCAGAGCUAGAAGGUCAAGUCAUCUCUUGCCUCAAGCUGAGAUACGCUGAUCAGCGCCUUUCUUCAGACUGUGAAGACCAGAUCCGGAUUAUCAUCCAGGAGUCUGCUCUCGAUUACCGACUCGACCCUCAGCUCCAGCUGCACUGCUCAGAUGAGAUUGCCAGCCUGUGUGCCGAAGAAGCAGCAGCCCAGGAGCAGACAGGUCAAGUAGAGGAGUGUCUCAAAGUCAACCUGCUCAAAAUCAAAACAGAAGUGUGUAAAAAGGAAGUGUUAAACAUGCUGAAGGAAAGCAAAGCAGACAUCUUUGUGGACCCAGUUCUUCAUACAGCUUGUGCCCUGGACAUUAAACACCACUGUGCAGCCAUCACCCCUGGCCGAGGGCGUCAAAUGUCUUGCCUUAUGGAGGCUCUGGAGGAUAAGCGGGUGAGGUUACAACCUGAGUGCAAAAAACGCCUCAAUGACCGGAUUGAAAUGUGGAGUUACGCAGCGAAGGUGGCCCCAGCGGAUGGCUUCUCUGACCUCGCCAUGCAAGUGAUGACAUCCCCGUCAAAGAACUACAUUCUCUCUGUGAUCAGUGGGAGCAUCUGCAUACUGUUCCUGAUUGGCCUGAUGUGUGGACGUAUCACUAAGCGAGUGACACGAGAGCUCAAGGACAGGUAGAGCCACCUUGACAACCAGAGGAACGACCUGUCCAGUGCCCAGUUUGUACAGCCCUCCUGUAUAGUGUACCCACACACCUCGUCCUUCUGCGAGGUGACACCAACACCCAUGUUAGAGCAGCAGCAGGUAUCCACUGCAUUGUCCCACCUCAGACCUCGCCCAUGUCCAUGGUAUCCUCCUCCUCGACCAUUUUUGCAGCAGCUGGCCGCUUUGGGUAUUGCCUUUGUUGGCAAACUUGGGUUUACCUGCCCAUAGACAAGUCUCAUACCGAUGGAACUACCAGUACUUCCAGAACCAACUCACCUGACCUGCAACUCAAAUUUUUUUUUUUAAAAAAAAACACCAAAAAAGAAAAAAAAGAAAUUUUUUAAAAAAAAUGUAUAUAGUAACACAUCUCCUCCAGGCUUGAUUUGAGCAAUGGGGUUAUUCUGUGUGAUGGUGUAAAAUGAAGGCAGGACGUUAGCGGGGAAACACACCACCCAAUAUGCUAUAACUGGGAUGUCUUGCUUAUUUCUCAGAAGCACCUUUGGCCCAUUUCAGGGCCAUGGACUUCACCACCUAGUGGGAAACCACUAACCAGCCCACUUUGGGGUCUUGUUUUCUUCUGCUGAAACAGUGAUGCUUUCCAGUUCCCACCCUAGUAGAGCCACUGCUGGUCAAGACCCCAAGGCCAUGGAUAUUUCUGUCAUCUCCUCACCUCAGUGAAGUAGAGCAUGAGCUCCCUAGGCCAAGGGCAGGUGGGUUGGGGAGGGGAUCAAAAAUGUGUGAAGAUGGUAAGUCCACUGAUCUGCACUGAGAGCCUGAACCCUGAGGCCCAAGGCAGUAGGAACACAGUGAUCUUUCCUUCUCCAGGCCAGUGCAGGACUCUUGUCAAGUUCGGAUUGACCCUGCUAGGGUGGCAGUUCCUCCAGAAGUGCUCUGCUUCACCAGGAGGCCGUGACUACAGUGGGAGGGAGCUCAGGGCAGGAAGGAGGAGCAAGGUAUUGAUUGACUUUGCUUUAUUUUUCAGGCACCAAGGCAGGUCAGAGACAAUGGCUUAUAAGGAGUUAGCGUGGUCUCAGGGUGUGACUGGCAAUCCAACCUGAGCUUUCUGCAGGCUCAAGGCCACCUUCCCAGACAGGUUCCUUUAUGCCUCUAUGUGGAGAGGGCAUGGAAAGUUAUUACAUUAAAAGAUGGAGGCCUUUCUCCGUUUUUUCCCUUUCUAUCCAUUUGCUGCGUGCACCCACUGUAGUAGACGUUGGGUAAAUGUACUUUGAUGAUUCAUCAGUCUUUCCCGAAUCUGAGCUUUAUGAAAGUAGUAUUCCUGGCCAACCUCCCUCAUCCCUCCAAUGUAGAGAUGACAGGUUUGGAGGAUAAAAAGACAGCAGUGCAGGCAUCAUGGUUCAACCUGGCACAGCUUGGCUUGAGUGUGGGGCAUGGAGUCCAGUGGCUGCACAAGAGGGCAACGUGUACAGUAGGAGAUAUAUUUAUAUAAUAUAUAUUUUAUUAACCUGUUAGACGUCCACAGAGUAUUAUAAAUCAUGUGCCUAAAACUGUCCACAUAGACCAUGCGCCCUUCCUUGCCCUGCCCCUCUUUGCCACUGUCACAUGUGCUAUGGGACCUACUCAACAUUUGUCUUCCCUGAAAUGUGUUCAGUACAAAGUAGGUCAGUUUGUGGGUCAGUUGAUCCAAAUAACUCCUUGUCUCAUCUGACUGACGUAUAUUUGAAUACUGUGGUUUUUCUCCUUUUUCUUUCUUUUUCCUUUUUGCUGCCCUUCCUGGAGGCAGUGGGUUCCAGAAGCCAGCUGCAUAUCCCCUGCCUAGAGUACAGCAGGUCACCAGAGGGGCUUCUAAGCUGCUUGGUCCCUUCAGUCAUGCUCUUAGUGUCUUCCUGAUUCUCAGCAGCUGUCCUGGGAUUCUUCAGUCUCAUAAAACUUGAAAUUCUUGGGGUUUAAGCACCAACCCCCUACUACCACCCCUGUUGGACUGAGUUGAGCUAGUCUAGAUAGUCCACCUCUAGGGGUUCCUACCUGGAUGGUAGGGGCUUGGGAUUGAGAACUGGGGAUGUCAUCUAAACAGAGGCCUCCACUGACAUGUCUCAUGUGGUUUACAGAAUAGAAUAAAUGUUCCCCAUCUGAAGAGUGUAAAGGUACUAUUCUCCAUCUCUGCAGUCUCCCUCCCAAUAUAUGUAAAACAUCUCUGUAGUUUAAUGUGUUUUGAUACUUUUGUUCUUUCUGAACUGGGAGAUGAUCUCAGUUUCUGCAGCAGAUCUGGAAGUUUGAAAAGGAGUUUGAUUCUCAAAACAUUUGUCACCUUUAGAAAUGAUCCAAAUAGACAUAAAGGAUAAGUCUGCCCAUAUCUUGGAUUGCUCAUUGCUAGAAAGCAUAUCACCUUCCUGCUUAGAUUGCUUUCAUAUGACUGAUUCUUGAGAGUCCCAGGUCGUAUCUUGAGCAGUUUCUGACAUCCAAGGGGCCAAGCAGCACCUGAACCAGUGGCCACGCUCUAUCCAUUCUGUACCUCAUUUGGUGUAACAAAACAGGUGCUGGGGCACCUCUGGCUACUGUCUUCAUAGGUACCUCUUGGGUAAAUCAGCUAGUCAAGAACUAGUCAGGAAGAAGAAACCAUGGCCCUAGUGGAGGAGCUGAUGACGAACUUCGUCCUUUACCUGUUCUCCUGACGUCUAGCCCACGUUCAGUAACAUAAGCAGCAGGUAGGGUUUUUGGCCAAGGCCAAGGCUCCAAGCACUUGCUAAAGAUUACAGUAGCUAGGGAACCCAUCCGGCUUUGUCAGCUCAUUCCAGUGUCUCAGGGACUCAUACUCAGUGUGCUCUACGACACUCCAGAGGCACCAGGAGGUCAGUCUUCGGGCAGGAGGCCCUGCAGUGCAAGGAAUCCAAAGUCUGGGUAGAAUGUCAAGAACAAGGGUGACUGCUCCCUCAAACGGAGCUUCUUGCACACAAGGGUGGCCCUGGGCAUGAGACCUUGACGCGGCUGCAUCCCUGGCCUUCCUCUGCUAUCGCUGCUGUCCCAAGAGAAGACUGCUGGCAAGAUGCACCGAGAUGGAGCCAUAGCACAGGCAUGGGUUCACUCCAGCAGGAAAGCCCUCCUCAGCGUUCCCUAAAAUUGGUACCACUACCAGGCCCAGUUCUGUGGCUCCUGUCAGCUUGUUCUGAGCCAAUGCAUGUUUAGAAGCCAGGGGAAUUCUCGCAUUUAGUGAGCAGGUGUUGACUUGAAUCCAUUGUAGGCCUGUGGCUACCUCAUAUCCUGCACUUACUCUUCUCUGGGUCACUGGGGAGGGAGAGAGAUUCUACUUUCCUAGAAGAUGCGAGAGAAAAUUGCCAUCAGAUUUCGUUUCUCCCCAUUUUCUGAGGUCACAUAAUAGGAGAAUGCAGUGGUAAAGAGGUUGUAGCAUCCAUGUACAUCAGAGUGCUGACUUCCCUCUGCCUUCCCAAGGGAAGAUUCACCCUUGUAUAUGAGUGUGACUUCUGCUCCACCUCUGAGCUAUUGGCGCCGCUUCUUUCUCAAAGAUCCCUACUAGCGUGAGUCACUUGGGGAGGAGGAAAUUGCUUUGUUGGGCCUCUUUAGCUGGUCUCAAGUUCCUCUGAGAAAAGCCUCCGCUUCCCAUUUCUUCCCCUCCCUCACCAAAAAAUAAAUUUUCUCCGUAUAUAAUUUAUUUUAAGCAAGCAAAUAUAGAGUAGGAAGCAGGAAUAAAGACCCUUAUAAGCCAGCCAACAUAACCUGACACAUUCUAACUAAAUUUUGGCCACAGAACAAAAAGAAUAUGGCUUUUUGAAUCAUGUGCAUUUUGGUAUGUUUACUUGUAUUUCACAUUCUUCAGAAUUUGAAAAACCUCAAAGAUUCCUUUUAUUUAUUCUCACCAUUUGGGCAGCACUUAAGUAGUUUUAUAAAAUGCAGCGUUCCAGUGCCCUGAGUUUAACCUGGUCCUUAGGGACACUCCACUCCUGAAUCACCUCUUCCCCACUAGUCUUUGAUUCCCAAAAGGCCUGGAGCCAGAACUGAUGUUCUGGCCUCUCUCUCUCUCACUUGUCUUUGGCUGGUCAUCUCUCCAACUACUCUUCUCUUAGUCCUCCUCUCCACUAGGAUCAGGGUCACGUGUCAGGGCAAUUGAGUUUGAAGCCAAAUCCCCCUUCCUGCUCAGACCUCAGACAACAGAUAAGUCCUCAGCAAACCCAGACUGACUAUUCAAAGUGACAGGCUCUCCGAGCCAAAUAGUGACAUCACUGUGGAGACCAUCUGGAGCACAAAGGUGGGACGGUCUCCUCUGGCUGGUGGUGACAGGAUCCUGACAGUGGUUUCCUCAGCUUCCUCCUUCCCGAGAUCCUCCAGGACUCACAGGUAGGGAUAUUGGGAAGCAUGCAUUGGAGGAAUGUCCCUGAGCAAGGAGAAGAUUCAGAUAGUGCCUCUAUAUUCUGUUUUGCCUUCCCCCCAACAUAGAGUUGACACCUGGACCCCAGAGCCCAGCAAGCCCUAUACCAUGCAUGUGAGGAUGGUUUGAACAGGUCCCCCGGUCAGACUGCAGUGCACUGGAUGGAGGGACCAUAGGAGAGCUGGCUUCCUGAGCCACUUCUCCCAGCACAAGGUUCCCAGGUCAAUUCAAGCAGGAAAACAGACUGUACAACAGAUACUGUGUGAGAUCUUAGGCCUUUAACUGUUUUUUUUUUUUAAGAAAGAAGGAAAAGUAAAAUUAACAAGCCUCUUUUGUAAAUGGUUUUCCUUUCUAUGUAUAAAAUCCCGGCAGUUCCUUGUUUUUACAUGUUCAUGCUGUGUAAUUUUGAGAUGUUACUGAGAUUCUGAACAUAAUGUGCGUUUUUUUUCUGUACAGAUGAAAUGGGAGAAUUUAAUAAAGAGUUUGCAGGUUUUUACUUGUUAAA
This is a messenger RNA of Vicugna pacos (alpaca), 8485 nucleotides long. It is a transcript of the gene GLG1, whose product is annotated as golgi glycoprotein 1. The record is from RefSeq and is a predicted model, not a curated record. Gene Ontology annotation, cellular component: Golgi membrane. Gene Ontology annotation, molecular function: fibroblast growth factor binding. Lineage: Eukaryota; Metazoa; Chordata; Mammalia; Artiodactyla; Camelidae.